Molecule: messenger RNA, 8320 nt
Organism: Lutra lutra (Eurasian river otter)
Lineage: Eukaryota; Metazoa; Chordata; Mammalia; Carnivora; Mustelidae
Gene: C1H3orf38
Product: chromosome 1 C3orf38 homolog
Exons: 3
Coding region: 178-1221 (347 amino acids)
Source: RefSeq, a predicted model, not a curated record
UGAUUGACCUUGUUGGCAAUCACUUCCGCCCAGGGGUUUGGAAUACCCGAGGCCCUUUGGCGGCGAACAACAGGAAAGGCACUUCCGGUGUAUGUUGCCUAGGCGCCGGCUUGGUGGGCCCUCGGGGCGACAUAAGUGGGUCGUCCUCUCCCCCCCACCCCCCUUUUGGGGUUCGAGAUGUCGGGGCUCAGCGCUCCGGAGAUGGAGGGCUGUCGUAACCUGCUCGGCCUACUAGACAACGAUGAUAUCAUGGCCCUGUGCGACACUAUCACUAACCGCCUGGUGCAGCCUGAGGACCGCCAAGAUGCCAUUCGUGCAAUAUUAGUGUACAGUCAAAACGUAGAAGAACUUUUGAGGCGUAAGAAAGUCCACCGAGAAGUCAUAUUUAAGUACUUGGCAACGCAGGGGGUUAUUGUACCUCCAGCUACUGAAAAGCACAAUCUUAUUCAGCAUGCAAAGGAUUAUUGGAAAAAGCAGUCACAUCUGAAAUUGAAGGAGACACCAGAGCCAGUUAAGACAGAGGACAUUAGAAUAUUUCAACAGGAAAAAGAAGAUAAAAAAGCUGAAAAAGUUGAUUUUCGUCGAUUAGGAGAAGAAUUUUGUCACUGGUUCUUUGAACUUCUUAAUUCUCAGAAUCCUUUUCUGGGUCCACCUCAAGAUGAAUGGGGGCCACAGCACUUCUGGCACGAUGUCAAGCUUAGGUUUUAUUACAACACCUCUGAACAAAACGUGAUAGACUACUAUGGAGCAGAAAUUGUGAGCCUUCGUCUGCUGUCACUAGUGAAAGAAGAGUAUCUUUUUCUCAGUCCCAACCUAGAUUCCCAUGGACUGAAAUGUGCUUCUUCUCCCCAUGGUCUGGUUAUGGUUGGAGUUGCUGGGACUGUCCACCGAGGGAACACUUGUUUGGGCAUUUUUGAACAAAUUUUUGGACUCAUACGCUGCCCUUUUGUGGAAAAUACAUGGAAAAUCAAAUUUAUCAACUUGAGAAUUAUUGGAGAGGGUUCUCUUGCUCCUGGAACAUCAAUGAAACCAGCUGUUACAUUUGAACCUAGUGAUCUAGAGGCCUUUUAUAACGUAAUUAGUUUAUGUAGUACAAACGAAGUACAACUUAAUGUAAGGCAGACAUUGGAUAGUGGAACUGGAGACCAGGCUUUAAGCAGUGGAGAUGAGGCAUUGUUGAACAAAAGAGAACUGAAUUUACCCAACCCUCUAAAGCACUGAACAUUGUAUGUCAGUCUCAAAAACUUUCUAUAUGAAAACUCCUCUAAAUACCCCAUCAGUAAUGUCUGAGUGAUAUCAGGUGUGAGGAUUGACAUUUUAGUUGAAAUAUCUGUCUUGAUAACAGACUGACAUACUAUGUGAAUACUUGACUCUUUCUACCUGAGUUGCAGCAAAUGUUCUAAGAACUAAUGCAGUUCAUCAAAUAAAUCCCUUUUAGAUGGUAUGACUAACGGUGUGCCUUAGAAACCAGGUAAUACUUUCAUUUUACUUAGUGGAUAUUCUGCUAAUAUUUGUACUUUUCAUGUGGGAAAGGUUUAAUGUAAACUCAAAGUUACCAUUUUAGAAAACUUGAGUGACAUUCUCACGCAAAAAGUCCAAUAAUUUAGCAGGUGGAGAAAAAUAUACUUUGCCUUUUUAAAAUUUGAGGAACAUUUUUCAGUUAUCUAUUAGUAGACCAAGCUAAAUAUCUUAAAAUCUGCAACAUUUUCUGAACUCUUUUGGGCAAUGAUAAAUGCUAUUCUCUAAACAGACCUAAUUCUUAUCUAAGGCUUCAGCUAACAUUUUUAUAGAACAUUUAUUGUAAUACUAUAUAAAGGAAACAUACCAUUGAAAUUUUUUAAAAGGUAUGCCCAGUUCUAACUUAAAUGAAUUACUAUUUUCCUCUUGAUUGAUCUUGGAAGAGGUGACCAAAACCACCCCCAUCCAAAACAAAAAAAACACACACAAAUUUAUAAUGUGGGCAUAUCUAUAUACAGAUAUAGAUAAACUCCUACAUCAUAAAUUAAAAUUAUUAGGAUUUUUCGCCUCUAAAUUGUUCUACUAGGUUUGACUUAAAAGGUUAAGUUGCUUUAGGGUUUAAAUUCUUCAUCACUUGGCAACUACUUGCUGAUCUGGGACUUAGUAAUUUUAAUUUUAAAAAAUGCCAUAUAGAAAAAAUUCAGCAGGGAAUUGUGAUGAUGUGUUGUACAUGUUAUUUUACCUUUAACUCUUCUCGUGAUCAUCUAGGAUAACAAGAAUUUUGGAAGCAGGGGGAAAAAACUCAUCAUUUUUGGUUUUUUAAUGCCAUACCUUUUACGAGAAGUACAAAUUGAUACAUCCUAAAAUAAGAACUUAAUAAAGGAGGGAAAUUCCUACUGUCUGCUAUAAGAAUAGUAUAUUGUUUAGAUUUAAACCAGAUUAUCAUUUUCGUCUUUAAGUAGAGUAUCAUUAUAACAUGUACUCAAUAAAUAUCAGUAAAGGAUAAAAUUAAAAACUAUUCCCAUCUGUAUUCUUUGUGGUAUUAAUGACAAGUACUGCAGAAAUAUUACUACAGAUAGAUGCUCAGGAUGGGCAGAAGUUGCCUCUAGCUAUCUUCAGUAUGGACUUUUUGAAUUCGUGUAAUGCUCAAGUAAGGCUGCAAUCUUUGCAUGUUCUUUUAAUCAACAUUAGAAAUUUGAAAUCUUACUGAUAGAACCUCUCGAGAAUUGGAACUAUAUUUUACUUUCUGUGAAUCCCCACAGCUGGACAACACAGUAGGACCUAAUGUUUAACUGGAUGAAAUAAUGAGCAAAAGAAAUUUACAUACUGUAUAAAAGACUUUACUGCAUCUAGAUUUUGUCUUUGGUUCUUAUCAGUGAUGGGUUGGUUUGUUUGAUCAUUUCAUCCGUUUGAAUUUCAUAUGUGGAUACACAGAAACUUUUAGGCUCCAAGCCAACAGAUAUAACCUUCUUUUAAAAUUUACUAAAUUUAAAAAGCCCACGGGUGAGAAUGGGAUAAACUGAAAGGCUAUAAAUUAUAGGAGAAGUAUAUAUUUUUAUGCUCAGAGAAAGAAGACCUGGAGGAAUUGAAAUUUAUUCAUGAAGUUUAAAGCUUGUUCAAGCCUUUGAGAAGGUCCAGAAGCACACUGUAGAUUGAACUCUGCUUUUCUACCGUCCCUUUGUUUUUUAUAUGUUAGAGAAUGGCAGAGACCCCAGCUUUAGGUCCCUUUAGCUUCAUUUCACCCUCAACUGAUAUUUUGAAAGUUGUUGGAGUCAAGUAGUAGAGAGUACAACACUACACAAUUCACAGUGAUUGAAUGGUCAAACCAGGGGGGCAGCUGGGCUUUAUUUACUAUAGACUGCUUUGCAGUAGACUAAUAGGGCAUACAUGAAGUAUCUGUUCUUGUUAAAAUAAAACAAUCUUAAAGUAAUAGUUACAUUGGGAUGUCUUAUUAGUACCUAAUAAGAUACUAAUGCCAAAAACAAAUUUCAUGAGUCUUAUUAACUAAAUACCAAAUAAUAGGAAAAAAGCCAUCUCUGUUUUAUGAAAGCAACUUGCAAAUGGCCAACACAGGAAAACUUCAUUCCUAUGUUUUCAGAAAGAUAAUAUUCUUAAGCUAAAGGAAGGCUGAGUAACCACUGCCGUAAGAAAUUAUAAUAGCACCAGAAAAGGGUUUAAAGAAUAGUGGCUUAAUUUAAAAAGUCAGCAGUUUUGUGUUUCAACAAAAUGGCUCUUAUGGCCAAGUAAAUGAUAAACAGAAUAAAAUACAAUAAAAAUAUAUAAAUAAAAAACAUAAAAACAUGCUCUAAUGUUUUUAUUAGUAUCUGUAUUCACAAAUUUAGAUGCCCUUUUCACUGGUUCUUAAUUUGGGCUGUAGGGAAUGAUCAUGGAUUUUUUGAAAAAUGAGAGCUCUGUUCUUUCUCCCCAGAAAAAGUGUUUGCAUUUAGUAUUACAAUUUUUGCAUUAUUUCACUGAGUUUAUGGACUUCCCUAAAGCACAUCUGUGACUCCUAUAAGCAUCCUUAUACUUCUCAUGUUAAAAUCCUGUCAUAAUAGUUAUAUUUCCUCCAAACUACUACUCAAUAUUAAAAUUAUUUUUAAGAAAAUUUUGUGCCCUUGCUGGAGUCCAUAAGCUAGAGGACUAAAUCUUACUUAUGAAUGUAAGGAUAAUCUCUAGGAAAUAUAUUAGUUUAUGAUAGUUGUUAAUUUGUGGAUUUUGUUUUUCAAGACAUGCUAAGAUAAAACCUACUGAAAUAGCCAAGUGAAACAAAAAUGUUCAGAAUUCAUUUUAUUUUGGCAAGAUAAAUUUAUGAAUGAUAACAUGCGUUAGAGAAAGUGUGACAGAAAAAUCUGAAGAGAAAAAGUAUUAAAAAAAAUUCUCAGGGUACCUGGGUGGCUCAGUCGGUUAAGUGUCUGCCUUCUGCCCAGGCCACUAUCUCAGGACUCUGGGAACGUCCUGGGAACUAGCCCUACCGGUGGAUCCUGUCCUGUCUCUUCCUCUCCCUCUGCCCCUCCCCUGCUCCUGCUUGCUCCCUUACUCUCUCAGUUAAUAAGUAAAAUCUUAAAAAAAGAUUUCUCUAGAUCUUUACAAAAACUUUAUCCUGAGAUGUUAUUUAGUAAUAUAUACUGCUAAUUUUGAUGAAGGAUUUUAAACAUAGGAUCAUUUCCUCUGAAGGUUUGUGUAUGUGACCUCACAACAUUCCUUCUCCCCUCACCCAUGCUCUUUAUAACGUUUGUAUAUACUCAAGUUUGAAUGCAGAUAGCACAAAUCCAAGUGCUGGGAAAAUAGGACUUUUUUGCAUCUGGGUUCUCUUCAGGUUUAUUUGGCAUAUAUUAACGGAGCAUCUACAAUUUAAGUCACUGAAUCAAGCACAAGAUAAAAUAAUACUCAAUAGGUUAUUUACCUAAAUUUCCUUUGUUAAGUUUCAGUUUCCUAGUUUACAUGUCUUAAGAUGAGAACUGCUUUAGGCCCUUUUUUUUAGGGUGUGGUUAUAUCUUUUUUGUAUGGGUCAGGAAAGAAAAACACUUAAUUGAAAUUUUAGAUAGCUGUGUGGCCCUAGCUAUGCCAUGUUGAUUGUAUCAAUGCAGAAUAUAAGAUAUUUUGACAGACUAUUUAGAGUUGGAAGGAAAAUAAUUUCAGAACUGUAUUAGAGUGCACUAGAUCUUUUUAACUUUAUUUUUUUCUAGUUUGAUACUUUUCCAGUAGUCCUGCAGUAAAACAUUAAUAUUAAAGUGGAGUAUUAUUUACUAUGAGAUAGAAUGCACUCUAAAAUAUUAAAACAUAGACUCCAGAAAUGUGUUACUCAUGAAAUGUUAAUAAAAUCACUGGCCUCAAAUUUGAUACCUCCUAAUUUCUACUGCUAGUACUGCCUAGUAUUUCCCUUCAUAGUCAUUUAGUGAGGGUUCUUUGGUUAGCAGUUUUCAUCUUCAGGUUUUAGACACCCUGAAUGUCAAGUAUGAAAUUUAGUUACAUUUGAAUUAAUGAAUUUAAGAAUUGAAGGCUCCUCUGCUGCACAGUGCCAACUGUGUUACUUAAUCCAUUUUCUGAACAAAAGUUAAAAUCAGUAACUAUUUAGGAAAGCCUUUUUUCUUGAAGCAUUUAGUUUCACAAGUUUGCAUUAAUCUUUUCCAUCUCUUAAAAUACUGAUGGUUAGUAUUUAUCUAAUUGUUCUCAAAUUGUUACAUGUAACUUACUAUUGCCUCCCUAAAUAGAUGGUAAAUUACUAGAACUGGUGACUCUUUUCUAAAAGAUUUUCUUAAAUUGUAGUGUAAUUAACAUACGGUGGGUGUUACGAUAGUUUCAGAGGUCCAAUAUAGUGGUUCGACAGUUCUGUAUAUUACUCAGUGCUCAUCCUGAUAAGUGUAUUCUUAACCCCUUUCAGCUAUUUUACCCCUCAGUUUUUGAUGAAUCCUUCUGUCUUCAGUAUGAAAGGUCAUUUGCUAGCUCUGAUUUCCAAAGCAAAGGUGCCUUUAGUCUCUAUUGUUUAUCUAAGUACAGUCUAGGAGUGUUAGUGCAUGCCAUAUGCUUGGAAUUAUACUUCUUAAAUUGCUUGGUGAUUUGAAACCACUUGAAAAGAUAUAGAAUGCUCCUGUAUGAUAUUAUAAAAAGGAAUAGAGAUAAUUGGGGUAUAUAGAAAUAUAUGUAAAAAUUUAUAUGAAAUUUCUUGAACUUAGUGUGUCAUCACAAUCUAAUCUUCUUCCCUUCCUAUUGUACUUUCAGUGUCAGAAAUAGUCUGUUUCACACAUUUAAUUUCUUGCCAUGUCUGGAUGCAGUGUAUCUACAAUAUUGCUUUUUAUUUCAGCUGCUACUAUAAUUAGAAUUUCUUUACCUAAACAUUGACUUAAUUAUUUCUUUGCUUUAAUAUUUUUUACAUAUUUAAAACAUUAAAAUUUCCUUAAAGUAUAGCUUUCAUUUCUUCCAUGCUCAGAACUUUCAGUAUGUAUAGCAUUACCUCCAAAAUAAAAUCCAGAUUUUAGAGCGCCUGGGUGGCUCAGUGGGUUGAGCCUCUGCCUUCAGCUCGGGUCAUGAUCUCAGGGUCCUGGGAUCGAGUCCUGCAUCGGGUUCUCUGCUUGGCAGGUAGCCUGCUUCCUCCUCACUCUCUCUGCCUGCCUCUCUUCCUACUUGUGAUUUCUCUCUGUCAAAUAAAUAAAUAAAACUGAAAAAAAUAAAAUCCAGAUUUUAUAAUCUGGUUUUCGUCACCAUCUAGGUUUGAUUUCCCUCAUUUUCAUGCAUUGUUUGGUCCAGCCAACAUUUGCUAUUAAGUAGUCUUAGUAUUUAUCCUGUGCUUACUUAGCCCCUGCUUUUAUUGGGAAGUAUAGACAGCCCUUGAUUUAUAGUGGUUCGAUUUAGGAUUUUUCAAUGUUACAAAGGUGUGAAAUUGAAAUGCAUUCAGUAGGAAUCAUACUUUUGUUGUUGUUGUUGUUGUUAUUUAAGUAAUCUCUACACCCCAUGUGGGGCUUGGACUCACGACCCUAAGAUCAAGAGUCACAUGCUCCGACCUAGCCAGCCAGGCACCCCAGUAGAAACGGUACUUUGAAUGAAUUUUGGUCUUUUCCCAGGCUAGAGAAGGGGUACAAUACUCUCUCGGUGCUGGGCAGCAGCAGGUUGUGCCAUGUCCCAGUCAGCCAUGCAGUCACAAGGGUGACCCACCAAUACACUUAAAAUAAUUUUGUAUCCAUACGGUCAUUCUGUUUUUCAAUUUCUUUACAGUAUUCAGUAAGUUACAGGAGAUAUUUAGCACCUUAUUUAUCAUAAAAUAAGUUUUGUAUUAGAUGAUUUUGUCCUACUGUAGGUUAAUAUAAGUGUUCUGAACACAUUUAAGGUAGGCUAGGCAAAGAUCGGGGGUUAAGUAGGUCCUAACCUAUUAAAUACAUAUCAACCUAAUGAUAUUUUCAACUUCUGUUGGGUUUAUUGGGAUGGACCCAUUGUAAGUCAAAGUAGGUCUGUAUACAAAAUAGUGAAAGUUAAUUUUUUUGUUGUUGCAGAUAGUCUGAUAAUAUAAAAUUAAAAGGGCUAUGAUUGAAACAGUUUAAAAAUAGAAAUGUCUUUAAGUGAUGCAUUUUUUUCUCUUGAGGUGUUUUAGGUCUUAUCUGUCUAAAAUUUUCCUAGCUUUUUGCAUGGCUGCUUAAUUUUUAUCUUUUAGGAUUUUUCUUAAAUGUUUUCUCUCUUCUGUACGUAGACCCCGUUUUUAAUAUUUCUAAGAGCUCCUGUUUAUUUCGGUCCUAACAUUUUAAAUAUUAACUCACUAACUUGUUAAUCUCCCACUAGAUUUUAAACUGAGAGCCGAGUUUAAAGCUGUUAGUCUUUCAUUUUUGUCCAUUACCUUGUGCAGACUAAGUAUUCAAAUUGAUAUUUAUUAAAGCUAUAAAUAAGGUAACAAAUGAUAUUUUUUCAGAGCCUUUUAUAUUCCUAGCCCUUUGCCUGUCUGCUAAAGACAAUGCCUAGCAUAUGUAUUAGGUCCUCAAUAAAUGUCUGUUUAAUGAAUAAAGCCAAAGUUAUCUUCCUGAAUAAUGAAAUGUGAGCUCUAAUACAAUCAACAAUAAUUUGGUAAUUAGAAGUAUUAAAGUUUUAUUAUGCUUUUGUGAAAGAUGAAGAAAUUGAAGCCCCAAAAGUUAAGUAAUGUUCUGAAGUUCACAUACUUUUGUUAUGGGUAUUUUUUUCCUGUUGUUUUUUGUUUUGUGUGGGGUGGGGGAGCAUGGGUGGAGCGAUGAUUGAAUUUUUAAACUACAAAGCCUGUUUUUUUCUUGCACUUUAUUUCUAGUCUGACUACUACUACCUUAUUGUGAAAGAAUUUAAACUCUAAUUCUCAUUUUCUUCAUAUGUAAAAAUAAACAGAUGAUUUCUGAGCUAUUUUGAAGUUACA